AUGAAUAAAAAACUUAAACUUAAUCCUGAUCAAUUAAAAGUAAACAAAAUUGGGACUUCAAUACAAACUGUCCAAAAAGCCGAAGAUAUUAUUGACUCCGACAUACUCCACAACUACCUGUCUUACUCCACUCCGACGGCCGCGCACCUGAGCAACGACAACAAGACCAAAGCGGACCGCCGUUCCUGCCCCUCGCCCCGAUCGAACCGCAUGGCCUAUUGUUACGGCGACCCCACGUGGUCAGCGGCGGCGGCUCAGCUGAUCUUCGGCGCGAAGAGGGAGUAUUUGGGAAAUCAAAGAAUAGGUAAUGUCUUCAUUCCUGGCACACACAACUCCGGUUCAUAUAAAGGAAUCAUAGCAGUAUUUGAAGGUUACGUUCUGAACCAAGACAGAAAUAUAUGGACUCAGUUGGUGUUUGGUAUCAGAUACUUGGAUCUAAGGAUAGGCUAUACACCUGAAGAAGAAUUGUACAUUUAUCAUGAUCACGUUAGAGUUGCCAAAGUGGAACCGAUUUUGAGACAAAUAAAGAAAUUUGCUGAACUUGCUCCACGGGAAGUUAUUAUUGUGGAUAUUCACAGAUUUCCGUUUCCACGAAACUUUACCAGACAAAUGCAUCAAAAGUUCACAAGAAUGCUUGAUGAUAUCUUGGGAGUACAUGUCCUGUCGCCCCAUGGCUACCAAAGGGAGGGUGGACCAAGCUUCAACGAAAUAUGGGCACAGAAUAAAAGUAUUAUUAUAUCUUAUGCUGAUUCUUUGGUGUCUAAUAGUAAUCCAUGGCUUUGGCAACCCAUUAAACAAUUCUGGGGUAACACGAACAAAGUCUCAGAACUGAAAGACUAUCUCUGGAGAUCCAUUUCGGAAUACAAAGGCUUCAGAAAUCCGCUUUGGGCAUUAAUGGCCGAACUGACACCUGGAACAUGGGAUGUGAUACUCAGGAAGAACAAUCUUAGGGUUCUAGCUCAGAAUGUCAAUAAAGAAGUGACGAAAUGGUUCAGAGAUGAGUGGUUUAAUGAAGCGAAUAUCGUUACCAGCGAUUACUUUCUGGGAAAUGAUUUGAUACGUGUAGCUAUCGAAGGAAAUAAAGCUAAGAAUGUUAAUUACUAUUAA
This is a messenger RNA of Sitophilus oryzae (rice weevil), 1107 nucleotides long. RefSeq lists its product as uncharacterized. The coding region runs from base 1 to 1107 and encodes 368 amino acids. NCBI's taxonomy places the organism in Eukaryota, Metazoa, Arthropoda, Insecta, Coleoptera, Curculionidae. The record is from RefSeq and is a predicted model, not a curated record. Gene Ontology annotation, molecular function: phosphoric diester hydrolase activity. Gene Ontology annotation, biological process: lipid metabolic process. The transcript has 4 exons.